AUAGUGAGAAAGAGCCUUCCCCGGAGUCUCAGAGACGCCGAGCAGAGCAGGUUUAUAGGGCGACGCUGGCUCCCCGAAACAUCCCUUUGUCGACCACGACUUCUAGCGUUGCCCAGACUAUGCGGGUUCCUAUGACCUCCGUAAACAUUUUGCGAGCCCGCGGGGUUUCCGGAAGACGGCGGGAGGCUCACGUAUUUAACAGGUCUCCGGAACCAAGUUUUCCAUUACUAAGAGACGCUUUCCAAGGCGUGCGGCGCGCUCCUGCGAGAGCGGGUGUUCUGUUUUAAACAAAUGGAACACAAUUCUGUUUUGUUUUCAGCGCGGCUGAUGUGUUCAGUGCUAAAACCAAGGGAACGUGUGGCCCUGACUGGUCUGAGCGGUGCGGCUCUGCAAGGUGGAAGGGAGCCCACGUGGCGCCUGUAAAUGCAAAGCGGGUGAAGGCGGCUCUGGACUUGGACGAUCCGUCGGGCCCGGUGGGAGGAAUUCCAAAGAGACCGCCCGGGAAACCCAGGGCCUGGAGUUCCUGCUCCCGAGAACAUCUGCGUGCUUCCGCCGCCUUCUGGAAGCUCCGCACACCUUGGAUGGGGGAGGGGGCCGCUCCUAGCCGGGCACCCCAGGAGGCCACCGCGCCGCCUCUGCCUCCGCGCGGAACAAACGGUUAAAGAUUUUGGGCAGCGCCUCGCGGGGGGAGGAGCCAGUGGUCCAAUCCGCAAUUAAAGAUGAACUUUGGGUGAACUAAUUUCUGACCAAGGUAACGUGGGCAGUAACCUGGGCCGCCUAUAAAGCAGGCGCGCGGCGGGGUUAGAGAGCUUGUGGCGGCGGCAGGUGGCGCGGGAGGCCACCGCGCGCAAUGGGGCUCCCGUCUCUGCUGGCCAGCGCGCUCUGCACCUUUGUGUUACCACUGCUGCUCUUCCUGGCCGCGACCAAGCUAUGGGACCUGUACUGCGUAAGCAGCCGCGACCGCAGCUGCCCCCUCCCCCUGCCCCCCGGGACUAUGGGUUUCCCCUUCUUUGGGGAAACGCUGCAGAUGGUGCUGCAGCGGAGGAAGUUCCUGCAGAUGAAGCGCAGGAAAUACGGCUUCAUCUACAAGACACAUCUGUUCGGACGGCCCACAGUGCGGGUGAUGGGAGCGGACAACGUGCGGCGCAUCUUGCUCGGGGAGCAUCGCCUGGUGGCGGUCCACUGGCCGGCGUCGGUGCGCACUAUCCUGGGCUCCGGCUGCCUCUCCAACCUGCACGACUCCUCGCACAAGCAGCGCAAGAAGGUGAUCAUGCGGGCCUUCAGCCGCGAAGCUCUCCAGUGUUACGUGCCAGUGAUUGCAGAAGAAGUGAACAUCUGCUUGGAGCGAUGGCUGAGCUGCGGCGAUCGCGGCCUCCUGGUCUACCCAGAAGUGAAGCGUCUCAUGUUCCGCAUCGCCAUGCGCAUCCUACUGGGCUGUGAGCCUCGGCUGGCGGGCGGCGGGGAAGCUGAGCAGCAGCUGGUGGAGGCCUUCGAGGAGAUGACCCGCAACCUCUUCUCGCUGCCCAUCGACGUGCCCUUCAGCGGGCUGUACAGGGGCGUGAAGGCACGAAACCUCAUCCACGCGCGCAUCGAGGAGAACAUUCGCGCCAAGAUCUGCGGGCUGCGGACAGCCGAGGCGGGCAGGGGCUGCAAAGAUGCGUUGCAGCUGUUGAUCGAGCACUCGUUGGAGAGAGGAGAGCGGCUGGACAUGCAGGCUUUAAAGCAAUCUUCAACCGAACUCCUUUUUGGGGGACACGAAACCACGGCCAGUGCAGCUACAUCUCUAAUCACUUACCUGGGGCUCUACCCGCAUGUUCUCCAGAAAGUACGAGAGGAGCUGAAGAGUAAGGGUUUACUUUGCAAGAACAAUCAUGACAAGUUGAACAUGGAACUUUUGGAACAGCUUAAAUACAUUGGGUGUGUUAUUAAGGAGACCCUUCGACUGAAUCCCCCAGUUCCAGGAGGGUUUCGGGUUGCUCUUAAGACUUUUGAAUUAAGUGGAUACCAGAUUCCCAAGGGCUGGAAUGUUAUCUACAGUAUCUGUGAUACUCACGAUGUGGCAGACAUCUUUACCAACAAGGAGGAAUUUAAUCCUGACCGGUUUAUGCUGCCUCAUCCGGAGGAUGCAUCCAGGUUCAGCUUCAUUCCAUUUGGAGGAGGCCUCAGGAGCUGUGUAGGAAAAGAGUUUGCAAAAAUUCUUCUCAAAAUAUUUACAGUGGAGCUGGCCAGGCAUUGUGACUGGCGGCUUCUAAAUGGACCUCCUACAAUGAAAACCAGUCCCACCGUGUACCCUGUGGACAAUCUUCCCACAAGAUUCACCCAUUUCCAGGGAAAAAUCUGAUCGGCAUAAAUGUCCAAACCUUGGACUUUAUUUGAAAUGUACAUAGGAGUUUUUAUAUAGUGUCAUGUUGACUUUAUUAUAUUUAAGUCCUAAAUGUAUAUUAUAAUAUUUAUGUGUCUCUACUACGGUGC
This is a messenger RNA of Choloepus didactylus (southern two-toed sloth), 2472 nucleotides long. Its product is annotated as cytochrome P450 26A1. The transcript has 8 exons. Gene Ontology annotation, molecular function: monooxygenase activity; iron ion binding; heme binding. The coding region runs from base 851 to 2341 and encodes 496 amino acids. The record is from RefSeq and is a predicted model, not a curated record. Gene Ontology annotation, biological process: sterol metabolic process. NCBI's taxonomy places the organism in Eukaryota, Metazoa, Chordata, Mammalia, Pilosa, Megalonychidae.